Molecule: messenger RNA, 693 nt
Organism: Encephalitozoon hellem ATCC 50504
Lineage: Eukaryota; Fungi; Microsporidia; Unikaryonidae
Exons: 1
Coding region: 1-693 (230 amino acids)
Molecular function (GO): protein heterodimerization activity
Source: RefSeq, a predicted model, not a curated record
AUGAAAUCAAACAUGAGUAGCAAGAUAUUGAAGCUUGCGGUUGUGGAGGUGCUGUCGCAGAGUGGAUUUGACAAGACUGCAGACCAGGCGUUGAAUGUCCUGACAGACAUUCUGAGAUACUACAUCGAGCAGCUCGGAUGUAGAAUGAAAAGAAGACAUGGAAUGGGCGUUGUUUCCGAUCAAAUGUGCAGGAUUCUUAUUGAAGAGAUAUAUGGAGAGUGCGAGUAUCAAGUUCCUGAGCUUUUAUCUUUCUUGAGGUACCAGGUUACUGUGAAGAAUUACUUGAGCGAUAGAUAUAAUGUGGGGAGUGAGGAGUCCAUCCUUCAUAUCCUUAGGGUUCUUCCGAAGAAUGCACAGCUAAGGAUGGUGAUGAGGAAUGGAAGCAGCCUGAGGGAGAUAAAUGAGAUUGAAAAGGAGGUUGUGGAAGACGACGUAAAGUUUGACGAGUUUACCAAAGAGUUUGUUAGGUCGAGCUUGUUGGAAGCGAGCAGGAGGGAGGUGAGGGAAUAUAGGUUUGAGUCUGUUGAUCUUAUUGGGGGAGAGCCCCGGAAGGGUGUGAGGAUCGGGGAUGCCGAGUUCAAUGAGAUUCUGGACCGGAAACAGAAGGAAGUGGAGUUUCUGCAGGAGCCUAGGACACUUGUGAAGGACUUUGGCGGCUGGAAUAGCCGGUAUGUUUUCAAGGGAUAUGAAUAA